GAAUAAAGUAUUAAUAACAAUUAUAUGAAUGUGAACUUAUGGGAAGGCCCAUGGGCAAGAGAUAAACCAUAGCUACAAGCACAGAGGUGAAUAUGGGUAGCGUGUUGGUGUGUUGACGAUGAGCAAGUGGUGAGAAAAAUUCGUAAUGAUCUCAUGAAUGACCACUCGGAAUCAAAAUUCUCUUCCCCUGAUGAAUUCAAUUCCCUUUCAUGUCCAAUCUUCUUCCGACGCGCUGCCAUUCCAUUCCUAUAUAUCUUCAUUACAACACUCAAUACAUUGGGAGUGGGAGGUUGAGCAAAGUCACUUCAAUCCAAAGGGAACAAAUUCAUGAAUUGAUUUGAUUGAAACCCAUCUUUGAAAAAAAGAAACUUCAAAGAAUAAUCAAUCGAUUGCGAUUUCCAUCAACACUGGAAUCGAUUCCACUUCACUAAAUUAUGUUAUCUCUUUGUAAUCCCUCCUCUCCUAUAAAUUCAACACCUCAAUCCCUUCUUCACCUGCAAGCAACAAAUUCACUACACACACAACACAUUUGAAUCUCUUUAAAAAAAAAAAAUGUCGACGCGUUUGAUCAGCAGCUUCUUCCCCACCAAUCGCAAGGAACAAUACUACGUUGAGGAUCGAUCCGGCUGCGAAAAGUGCCCUGAAGAUCGAAAAGAACGCUACCAGGGCGAGGAUCGACGAGCGUUUGACAAAUUCUUUGACGAUCGAAAGGAACGGUACUACGUGGAAGACCGCCAUUCUUACAGGCAAUUUCCGGAGAAAGAUGUGGUUCCAGUUGAUUCCUUCCGAUCUUCCAUUGCUCCAAAUUCCUCUGCUGCCAUAAACGCUCAGAUUGACUGGAAGGAAACCGCUGAUGCAUACGUUUUCAAGUUAGAUCUUCCCGGAGUGAAAAAACAUGAAAUGAAACUGGAGAUUGAAGACAAUGGAGCUCUGUGUAUCAGCACUGAAAUUAGGGCUGAGAGAGAGGAGAGAAUCGAUAUUUGGCGUCGUGUGGAACGAAGCAGUGGAAGGAUCUACCGGCGUAUUGUGUUGCCGGAGGGUGCCGAUGUAGAUAAGGUGAGGGCAGAAAUGUAUAACGGAGUAUUGACGGUCACUGUGCCUAAAUACCAAUUUAGGAAGCCCAUGGCCAGAGUUGUCCAAAUUUCUGGACAUUAAAAUCUCAUAAGAUCAUAUGAAGCAUAUCAAAACAAUAAUAAUAAUACUAAAGGUUGAAAUAAGAAAGAAAAAGAAAAACAAUAAAAUGAUUAUCACUAUGUUCUGCUUUUAGGGAAUUAAUAAAAUCUUGAUUAUGUUUGCUCUUACAAAGAGUGUUUUCAAGAAUGAAAGAAUAUGUGACGCUUAAGAUA
Cucumis melo (muskmelon) is the source of this 1346-nucleotide messenger RNA. RefSeq names its product 18.1 kDa class I heat shock protein-like. Gene Ontology annotation, biological process: response to salt stress; protein folding; response to heat. The record is from RefSeq and is a predicted model, not a curated record. Bases 553 to 1155 code for a protein of 200 amino acids. Lineage: Eukaryota; Viridiplantae; Streptophyta; Magnoliopsida; Cucurbitales; Cucurbitaceae. The transcript has a single exon.